AUGGCUCCUCCAUCGUUGGAAGAUACCCCAGAACCAACCGGAACCCUCAAUUCCUUACACCCGGUAUCACAAGCUUCUUCAAACACAUCGGAGCUACCACCACAAUCAUCUCCCAUAAUACCCCAAUCUUCUGCAUUCUCACAAUCUUCUAAUACCCAUUCUCACACACAUAAACAACUGCUCAAUCAUGCCCACCGGCCAGGUGACAUCACAGUGCUCCAGAAAAUGCUUGCGGCAUGCUCCGGAUCCCUACUCACAUCUCUCGUCGUUACCCCGUUCGACGUGGUCCGUGUAAGACUCCAACAACAAGGUGCAUUCCCCAUCGAGCUUCUGGCUGCAGGCACUCCAGCCACGGCCCCGAUCCCUCCAUCUUCCAAACCCACGCGUCUAGCGUCAGUAUCUGCAUCGCAUCUUAAACCAAAGUUUCCUCCAUUACAAGGCCAAACAGCUGCUACAGCUGCUACACCCCCCAUCCCAGCAGGUCUUGGGGUUAGCACAUGUUGUCGAUCCGUCUUUUGGUUCCCUUCAACUGUUGACUACUGUAUCGCUGCCACUGUUGCAGGUGGACCCUCUACCCAAAUCUCUGCAUGCGCAAAGGAAGAAGCUGCUAAACGAAGGUUCACAGGAACAUGGGAAGGACUCAAGAAAAUCUCCCAUUACGAAGGAACAAGCGCACUUUGGAGAGGCCUCGGUCUUACCUUGCUCAUGUCAGUUCCUUCCAAUGUUGUUUAUUUCAUUGGCUAUGAGGCCCUACGAGAUAAUCUGCCUGUUCAAAACGCAGUUAUAACCCCUUUAGUGGCCGGCGCAAUUGCACGAACCCUUGCAGCAACCACAGUCUCCCCAUUAGAGCUUGUCAAAACGCGUCUACAAUCUGUGACUUCUGCACCAUCGCCACAGGCCGCGUUUCGCACGGUAAUGCGCGGAAUUAAGGAUAUGGUUGCGGAGCGCGGGCCGUUUGCGCUGUGGCGCGGCUUGGUAUUAACUCUCUGGCGUGACGUUCCGUUUUCUGCCAUCUACUGGACAGCCGUUGAGAUUCUGCGUGCACAGCUUAGGCAAACAGAGUACUUGCGAACGCACCCAGAGCACCACUUUGUCGAGUCCUUUGUGGCCGGCUGCGUGGGCGGGUCCCUCGCAGCCAUCCUAACCUCGCCCUUCGACGUGGGCAAAACCCGCCGUCAGGUCGGCCACCACUCGUCCACUUCGGCUCAGCUUGGCAUGUUCCCCUUUCUCCGCGCCAUUGUCAAAAAUGAAGGUGUAUCGGCUCUCUUUGUAGGUGCCGUUCCUAGAGUUUUGAAAAUCGCGCCGGCGUGCGCAAUCAUGAUUACCUCUUAUGAAACUGGUAAGCGCGUCUUUUCCCAAUACAAUAUAGAUCAUCCACCUAUUUGCGAUGAUCCUCUUUAA
Molecule: messenger RNA, 1401 nt
Organism: Magnusiomyces paraingens
Lineage: Eukaryota; Fungi; Ascomycota; Dipodascomycetes; Dipodascales; Dipodascaceae
Exons: 1
Coding region: 1-1401 (466 amino acids)
Biological process (GO): mitochondrial transmembrane transport
Source: RefSeq, a predicted model, not a curated record